CUACAAUGCAUUUCGACAUCCCCUAUAUUUCUACGUACUUCAUCUAACAGUCAUGGCAGAAGCGUCUGUUAGAAACCAGGAGAGAUGAUUACCAAUGGCCAAACUUCACAAUGACUGAGUGGAAAAGAGUCUUUGACAGUCGCCGUGCGGUGCCCCCUCACGGCCAGACGACCCGCCUGGGGCAGGAGCCCUCCCAAGGCUUUCAGAUAGUUUUCAAGCAUUUUGUUUGCGGAGGACACUUUGAACAGAAAUUUCUGCAGGGCCUUCAGGGGGUCCGCUUCCAGCUGAGGGUCUCCUUGUUUGAUAUCAGCCACAGACACUUUUUUGGCAGGACAUGGAAGGGUUCGCCUCAGCAGAUGAGAACCAGUCUGGGCCAGUCCAAAACCAUACCGUUUAACGAGGUGCUGUACUUCCACACCUCCCUCCGGCUCCCCAGCGUAGUGGCUGUCGUGGAAGUGGUGGCCGUGACCGAUCAGGCCGAUGGUUCCCACCACGCCCUGGGCUGUGGAUUCGGAAUUUUGCGCCUCUUUUCCGCAAAAGCAGACCCAGCGGAAGCCGUUGACUCCAAGGAGCCGAGAAGGCUGUGUCUGUACCACGGAAGCCCGAGGGCCCUGCUUCACCCUUCUUUGCACGAACCUGUCGAAAAAAACCAGCUGAUGCUGCCCAUGGACGGCGCCUGCCUGCACUGCGGCCUGCAGCCACACCCCCCGCUGGAGCUGGUCACGGCCCUCCUGCCCCAGAACCUGCUGGUGUCCGGCUCCGAGCCCAUCCCAGGGCUCGUAAGCUCCACUGACAGCAGCGCUGAUCUUCUACAGAAGCCCCGGUUGUUGAAGAGCCUCAUCUGCUAUCUAGACAAGCUGUCCAUCUCGCUGUAUCCAUCCCUGGAGAAGUUUGAGGAAGAUCUUCUACUGCUGCUCAACAUGGAUCGCCUUAACCAGAGGGGCUGUGGCCCAGACGGGAAGGACAUAACUAUCCAGGAGCGGCGGCUGCACGUGGGGGUGCACAGCGGCUGGGGCUUCCUGAGCCGACCGCAGGUGGUGGUGCUGGAACCCGAGCCCCUUGCCUCCAAGGGCCUCCAGCAGACGGGGAGCCUUCCGCGAGGGUCCCUCGGCAGCUCCAGCGCUCGCUGUCAGGUUCUGGGCCUACGCAGCCGUCUGCAGCUGAAAGAGAUGGUGAAUCACCCCGCCUUUGGCGUCGUCUUCCAGCUGGAGUACGUCUUCUCAGCUCCCCUCGGCGGAGACGGCAAGCUGUCCUUCACCACCUCCUCCAAGAUGGCCUUCAUGCAGUGUUUGCGCUGGUCAGCGUGGAGCCCCUUCCAGGCGGCUAGCUGUGCUGACGCGCCCUCAGAGGUACGCCUGGCUCUGCGGGGAGGCCCAGGCCCGAAUCCCGGGGGCGUCAUGGUGUACACAGCGCCACACCUAGACUGGAACUCCAGAGAGGGGGAGGAUCCAGAAGGAGGUGCCAUGAAAUUCAGGUUCACAGUCCGCUCUGAGGCCCAGGCUACCAGCACCCCCAUCUCUACAAGGAAAAGACCGGAAGAGGCAUCGUGGCACAAAAGAUCCCCCUCUCCACUCCGAGGUGGGGUGGGGCAUCAGGCAUUGCCCAGUCCCCCCCCCAAAUCCCCGCUAGGCCCAGGGCUGUCCAUAUCCCAGCUUGCAGCAACUCCUCGCUACCCCACAAUCAGCCACACUGUCGCAUCUCCAUGGCAACAGCAGCUCCCCUCUCAGCUGCACCCCUCUCCGAUGGUGACGGCCUACCAGCUGUCGCAUGCCGAGCUGCCCUGUGCCAGCAGUAUCGCGCACCUGGAGGUGAGUUUCAGCCACGCGUCGGCGGAACCGGCCGUGGCCGACGAGGAGCCACUGCGGGAGGUCACCUUCACGCCAGUGCACGCGCCCGUCAUCACCCUGGGUACCCAGACGCCUGGCUCCUCCUCAUCGAUGUCGCGGAGCUCCAUAGCGCAUCUUUACUCGGCUGGCUUCCCAGAGAUCCUGGACUGCAGGGGGCAGGUGGCCGAUGUCCUGGAUCCGGGUGAACCCAUCAACUUCAACCCCCAGAAAGAGGAAGCUGACCCCCUGCAGUGUAACAAACUUGUCCUGCAGUUUCUGGCCUUCUCCAGAGUACCACAGGACAACAUGGGUGCGGACUGGCCAAAGUCUGUGUACUUCACCUUCCAGGUCUAUCGCUUUCCUCCUGUCAAAACGCAGAGGCUGCUGCUCCUUUGCACAGAGAAGACCCAGCUGGACACUGCUGACAGAUAUCCCUGUAUUCUGACGGUAGCCAAGAGCAACAGCAGCACUGAAUCUGCAGGACCCCCGGGGCUGGAACUGACGUUCCUGGCAGACCCCGCGUUCCUGAAGCCGGGAGAGCGGCCUUGGUUCCUGCAGUACCUCGCCCUCCACACGCUACAGAUCGACGUGUGGGACGCUGACUCGCUGAUGCUCGUCGGCUCCGCAGCCGUGGAGCUCAAGCACUUGCUCCGGCAGGGACGGCCUGCGGUACAGGUGAUGCAGGAGCUGGAAGUGAUCACCACAGAGUACCUCCAGGAGGCGCUGAUGGUCAGCGGGCAAAGGUCCAUGACGCCCAUCAAUGUCUUCACGGUGGUCAGGGGGAAGCUUCUUCUGCGCAUGGCCAAUGUUGGGCUCCCUUUUGAUCCGAGCGUGAAAUGGCCCGUGACCCUGCCUCCCUCCCACUCGCGCGUCGUCCAGCCCCAUGACGGCACCCGUGGAUUUGGUGGCGGUAGCCUCUGUUCCAACAGCGUUCUGGGGCAUCAUGCGCGGAAUGCAUCUGACGCCCGGCGACUUGUGGACAUUGAUGCUGACCUGGCAGCCCUGCUGUACAGCCGGAUGAAAGCGGCUCCCCGACGGCCUGAGACGGAAGGAGAAGCGGAGGCGGCCCGGCGGCGCAAGCUGGCGCGCAUGGAGGCCGUGCGGCAAUACGAGGAGCAGGGCCACAUGCCGCCCAGGCCCCGCCUCACGAGCCGGCGAGAGGAACACUUGGAGCAGUUCCGGGACUUGGGCGUGAUCGAGGCCUACCGUGAGCGCCACAAGGCCGAGAGCAUCACUGUCAUGCUGAGUCAGGCCAUCACGGUCAGGCACACCGUGUACGCUGCCCUGGGGACCGCAGAAUUCUUCGAGUUCGUGCUGCGGAACCCUUUCAACAUGCCGCGGACCAUCACUAUAGAGUGUGAGGAUCCAGAGCUGAGCGUAAUCACCAGCAGCAGGGAAUGGGGGCAUUUUAAGGGACUGACCAGAAGCACAACCCCUCUGGAAGAGGGCAUGUUUCACCUGAAGGGGGGCACACGGGCUCCCCAGGUCUACCUCCGACCGAAAGAGACGCUCUACAUCCCUCUGAAGUAUCAGACCUUUGCCUUGGAUUAUGUCUCACAGGAAGCAAUGGACGUGUUUACUAGCACCAGUGUCCGUUUAGUUGAGAAGCAUCAGCUGAACAGUGCCCAGGCCAAGAUUAUAAAAGUCGUAUUUAGGGCAGAGGACGGGAAGCCCCUGGCCAUUUGCGAGGUGAGCGUGGAGCGCAUCCCCCAUGUGAUCGAUCAGACAUUCCGCUUCUACCACCCUGAGCUCACCGUGCUGAAGAAGGCGAUCAGGCUCCCGCCGUGGGACAGCGUGCCAGGGGUUCUGGGUGGAAGUGAGCACAGGAUGAGGCAUAUCCAUGUACGUUGCAGUGACCCCAACGUCAUCUGCGACACCAAAAGCAUGUCUCCAAUGGAGCCCCAAGAUGUGUACCUCAAAGUUUCGGGCGCCCAGAGCCCGCGGAUAAAGAGGUUCUUCAUCGCCGUGUUCCUGGACGAGUGGCUGGCGGCGCCCGCCCAGGUCUGGCAGGUCUACGUUCACUUCCUGCAGCGCGUGGACAUCAGCUGCGUCAGCGGCCAGCUUACCUGGCAGUCUCUGGUUCUCCGGGGAACGCGUGCCCUGCGGAAGGUCAGGUGCUACGCCUCACACCCUGGGGAGAUCCAGGUAGAUCCGGUGGAGGUGUUCGCCCUCCCGGCGGCCGCUGUGCAAGACCUGCGUGUUGGGGUGCGUGCAUGGAGGCCCGGGGGCAGGUUCGCGUACCUCAACGUGGUAGAUGUGGAACACCGCCAGCUGCUGUCAGCCUGGCUACUCUGCUUGUCCUGUCGACAGCCUCUCAUCUCCAAGGCCUUCGAGAUCUUCCUUCCGGUGGGUGGCGGAAAGGGCAGCAGCAAAAAGAUCACCUACACUAACCCCUACCAAAACAAGAGGGCCUUCCUGCUGCGCACCACCCACCCUGACCUUCUGCAUUUCAAAGAGGACUCAGUCGAGAUUGAGGGAGGAGAGACCUACACUAUUGGGCUUCGCUUCGCACCCGGCCAGAGCGCCGGGGUGGAGGAGAUCCUGGUCUUCAUCAACAACCACGAUGACACAAACGAGGAGACAUUCUGCAUCAGGGUUCAGUACCGCUGAGUCUCGAGGAUGGCUGGAAGCUUCUAAGAGGGACGUCCUGCUUUGUCACGGAGACGGGAACAGUGUCCUCACUGAGAACAGGCCACCUUAGAACACUCUGCACCUCCAACAUAGCCAUGACACUCCUACCUCCAGACUACACCACGCAAACCACAAAAAAUCCCUGAUUGUAGCUGGCAACAUUCUGUGUUCAACAGACCCUUUGCACUAGUGAAUUUACCAGGUUAAUAAUAAGGUUUUUAUUCAUUUUUUCAGGAUGUAAUCAAAUUCUUUUUUGCUGUGUUUAUAUAAAUUUUAUACAGUAUAAAUGAUUAUAAGAUGCCAUUUAAUUUUAUUUUUUAAUAAUAGAAAAGCCGUUAUUUUUUGGAAUCAGGGAAUGCAUGCAUUUGCAGAGGCAUUAUCUGCAUCACCGUGUUAUUACGGCAGUUUCUACCCAGAUGCAAUAACUUAAUGCGGCCAUUUACGAGCUUAUAAGCCGCACCAGAAACCCACAAAGCAGAGAUAGUGACUUUUAUGUGGCCUCAAGAUCUGGAAAUACAGGCACAUUAUCUGGCAGUAAUUGAAAUAUCAGUCACAUCACUGCAAUAUUAAUGAGAUCUUAUAAGUGAAUUGUUUGUAUCCCGGGUAUUCACAGAAGGUUUGUUUAUAUUGCUGAACAACCCACCCGCAGGGGUAAUGUUACCGCUGUGGAGAAUUGAAAGGAAACUGGCUGCACUGCAGUCAUUGCACUGCAUUACUGCAGUGUUUGUAUUGCAUUGUGGUACGCUACUCAUAUUGGGCACUCAGCUCUGGAAUGGUCAGCUUUAAAUGCAGAGAGAAUACGACGAGCAUAAUUAGGCUUGCUGUAAUGAGGUGUCAUUUAUUUUAUUUUUCCCCCCUAGAGGGGAAAAGGAGAGUCUCUUCAGAUAGGGCUCUCAUUAGCUUCAGCGGGGGCUCUGUCUCUCAGGGCUCUUGUUCUCUACAUGCCUUCUAUCACAAUUUCUGUCAAUAACUAGCACAUAGUUGCACAAUCACUCUUGUUAGAAUGCAGGGAGCUGGGGGCGUUUUGGUCAGAAAUGAAAACAAUCAAGUAUUGGGAUAUGUAUAUUGAGCACGUUGCUUUGUUUUACAAUAUAAAUGGCUCAGAGGAAAAAUACAAUGUGUAUCUUUCUCCCGAGGCAGAACUCUUUCAUGCUGUGUCAAUGCUGAAAAUGUUCCACGUUAAUGAUGAACAUCAUAAUGAAAUUAAAGGAACAAAAAGGA
Paramormyrops kingsleyae is the source of this 5678-nucleotide messenger RNA. NCBI's taxonomy places the organism in Eukaryota, Metazoa, Chordata, Actinopteri, Osteoglossiformes, Mormyridae. The record is from RefSeq and is a predicted model, not a curated record.